Molecule: messenger RNA, 2826 nt
Organism: Nicotiana tabacum (common tobacco)
Lineage: Eukaryota; Viridiplantae; Streptophyta; Magnoliopsida; Solanales; Solanaceae
Cellular component (GO): cytosol
Source: RefSeq, a predicted model, not a curated record
AAAAUCAGACGGAGUAUCAUCCCUUUCCUAGUUCCGCAGUUCGCCACUUCCCAUUUGUUUCUAGCAGCCGCGUGCUAAGGUUCUCCACUUCUCCUCCCUUCCCGGCUUCCCCAGUUGGAAACGUUUUAACGCUAGCCGCUGCCCGCUAGGUUCUCCCGAAACUUUCUUACUCUGCUCUCUCCGUCUCUCUAUGACUGUGGAUUCUUCAAGAGAGCAGCAACUUCUCCGGCGUUUCUAACAUUCUCAGAAAGAACUUCAACUUCAAGUUAUCCCAAUUUCAUGGUCACCUUCUCAAAAGUUUCAAGUUCAGCCCUCUCAACCUGGCAUAAAAUAUGAAGUUGCAGAAUAAGGUAGAUGACCCGUGAAUCAAAGGAAAGAGAGGUUAUGGAUGAUAAAUUUGUACCAGAGCUUUCUGUCCCCGAAAAUGUUACCAAAACAUUAUUACUUGUGUCAAACUCAGCUUCUUUAGAAAAGGCACUUGAGAAGCUGAUAGAAAUUGCCAAAGUUCCUGAUAGAAGGUUUGAUCUGUCCACUAAGAACGUUGUCACCGCUCUCCUCCAACUCUGUCAGACUCUGUCAUCUCCCUCUUGGCGUUACCUCCUUUUAUUGUCUCUUAAGGCACUUAGAAACAUGUGUGCUGGGGAGAUAAGAAAUCAAAAUGCCUUUCUUGAACAAAGAGGAGUUGAAACAGUCAUGGAUGUUAUUACCUCAGUAGGACUUACUAUUGAUCCUGAUUGUGAGAUUAUCCGAGUGGGGCUGCAACUUCUGGGAAACUACUCAGUAGCUGGGAGAGAACAUCAAUGUGAUGUGUGGUACCAAAUGUUUCCUCAUAGAUUCUUGAAGAUUGCUAGAGUUAGAAGCAGAGAAAUAUGUGAUCCUCUAUGUAUGGCCAUUUACACUUGCUGUGAAGGUACUGAUGGACUGCUAACAGAGUUAAGUUCGGAGCAAGGGUUGCCGAUUCUUAAAGAAAUCAUAUGUACUUCAUCAGCCGUUGGUCUCAGAGAAGAUUGGUUGAAGUUGCUUCUUUCAAAAAUUUGCAUCGAAGGCUCCUACUUUUCCUCAAUUUUCUUCAAGUUACAUUCACAUCCUUGUGUUAAGAACAAUGAUAUUGUUACACACUUAGCUUACCAAUUUGUUAGUGAGCAAGCUCAUCUGUUGAGUAUCCUCUCAGAAAUCUUGAAUGAGCAAUUAGAGCAUAUUGUUGUUUCACAUGUUUUUGCUUUAAGUAUCUUCGGGAUAUUUAAGAGUUCUGCAGUGGUUGUUGACUUUUCAAACAGAGGGAAAGAUGAUCUUCCGACGGGGUCUGCUCCUAUUGAUGUUCUAGGAUACUCACUCGUGAUCUUGAGAGAUAUUUGCGCUUGUGGUCACCUGACAAGCUCUAGGGAGGAAGGUCCAAAGGAUGUCGUGGAUAUAUUAGUUUCCUCUGGGCUUAUUGAACUUCUUCUGGACUUACUUCGAAAUCUUGAACCUCCAACGACAAUUAGGAAAUCAAUGACACAGGAUCAGAUCAAGGAGGCAACAUCAUCUUCGUCAUUGAGGUGUUGUCCUUACAAAGGUUUCCGGAGAGAUAUUGUUGCCAUCCUUGGAAACUGUGCUUAUAGUAGAAGGCACGUCCAAGAUGAGAUUAGAGAUAAAAAUGGGAUCCUUUUACUGCUACAACAGUGUGUUACAGAUGAUGAUAAUCCUUUCUUAAGGGAGUGGGGAAUCUGGUGUGUGCGAAACCUAUUGGAAGGAAAUGCAGAAAACCAAGGGGCUGUUGCUGAUUUAGAGCUUCAAGGAACUGCAGAUGUUCCGGAACUUGCUCGACUUGGGCUUCAAGUAGAAGUUGACCCCAAAACUAGACGUGCAAAGCUAGUAAAUGUCGCGUGAUAUGUGAAGAGAUGAAAGUGAGAAUCGUUAAACUCGGGAGUUGGCAAACUGAUUGACAUGUUCAGGGAUGUGCCAUUACAAUGUGUGACUUCAUUUUAUGUUAUGUUGCCUAGUCAUAGAAGAAGAAAAAUCAAUACAAAAUGUCUUUCUGGAGGAUUUUUAAUUUAUUGAUGUGUAUUAGUAGCCAAUAUAGAACCAAAAGAUCUAUGCCUAGAGUGUAGAAUGCUUAUGAGGAUUACAACAACAACAACAACAACCCAGUGUAAUCCCACAAGUGGGGUCUGGGGAGGGUAAUAUGUACGCAGACCUUACCUCUACCCCGAGGGGCAGAGAGGCUGUUUCCAGGAGACCCUCGGCUCAAAGAGGAGAAUGCUUAUGAGGAUUGAUUAUUAAAUUUAUCGCCAGGUCAAAUUUGUGAGUGUUUCCAGUUGUGCUUUUUGACUGAAAGGAUAUUCGUGCAUUGUCCAUUGUAUCAGUAAGCAUGAAGUAAGUCUCAGUCAGGUAUUAACAUUUUAUCUUGUGGUUAAUACAGCUACUAGUCUGGGAAAUUAAUGUUGUCUAUCGUUACAGAUGUGCUGAUACCAUUUCUUUCAUGCUGCAUACGUAUAGGGAGAAAUAGUUGACUUGGCCUCUAAUGUUUUCUUUAGUUUUUUUUUUUAGGUUUCAUUUUCUUUUGAAAUAGAUUAUAUAGUGUCUUUACAUAAAUUGAUUUCAAAAUUUUCUUGUUACUGUGGUGUAUGACUUAAACAUAUCCAUGCAUUAGUCAGGUAACAACCUUCUUAUACUGUGGUUGAUACAGUUACAUGCCUGGAAAAUAGAAGUGUCCAUUGUUACAGAUGUGUUGAUUCCUUUUAAGCUCACAUUUGUUCCAUUUGGACUCUACGUAUGUUAUCGAGUUGUAUCAUGUUAAGCUUAUAUAGUGUCUUUACGUAAUCCGAUUUCAAAAUUUUCUUUUUA